AUGGCUUAUAUACAAAUCAACAACUAUCUUCCUGUUCCAAAAUUUAUUAGUCAAUUUGAUUCACAAGAAUUCGAUUAUACUCUUCUUCUUUGUCCAUUGACUCAAUCAAAAACUAAAUCGUGUCAAGUUAUUCUUCAUCACUAUGAUCAAUUAAAAGUUAUUUCUGAUACAAAAUAUAAUACCAUUAAAAACACUACUGCAUUUGGUCCUUUUGACGAUUUAUCUCCAAUGGAAUUAGUUGAAACAAUUGUACAUUCAAAUUCAUUACCUCAUAUUAAAGUUGAUAAAAUGAUACAUACCGUUGAAUUACCAACAAUAUCUUCUUUUGUUAAAGUUGAAGAUUGGUUUGAAGGUUUUACGAAUGAAGGUGCUCAAUUAUCGAGUGGAUUUUCUAGAUUUGAUUUUCAACAAAAUAUAGGUAAUUAUCCAAAUGCAAUUGGAUUCUUUGAAAUUAAUUUAAAUACUCGUGCAUCAUCUAUUCAAUACAAAGACACAUCUGGAAAUAUCUCUACUUCAGCUAUGAUUCUAAAUGAUGAUAAUUUAGUUUUAAUGGCACUUCCUAGAUAUCCUUUAUUAACUGGUUGGAAAACAGAGUUCAUGAUUGGUUAUAGUCUUCCUAAUGAAGUUGUUAUUUCUAAAGGUAAAGCAAUCAUCACUUUACCAUCUAUUAAAACUGCUAUGGCUAAAGAAGUCCUUGUUCGUGUGUAUCUCCCAGAUAAUGCUCAAUACCUUAAAGUAGAAGGAAAAAAUAUCGAAGGUAUUGAAGUAAAAGACUGCGACGCCUUUUUAUCUUUUGCUGAACGUAAAGAAAUUUUAGUUACAAUGAAAAAUAUUAAUAUUAUGGAUAAAGUACAACUAACAUUAUAUUACGAAGAGUCAAUAACUGGUCCAACAAGUACAUUUAUUGUGUUUGGUUGUUAUGUCCUUAUCUUCUUCUUAGGAUUCUUCCUGUUCAUUAAGUACUCUGCUUGA
Messenger RNA from Entamoeba dispar SAW760, 972 nucleotides. RefSeq names its product dolichyl-diphosphooligosaccharide--protein glycosyltransferase subunit OST1 precursor, putative. Lineage: Eukaryota; Evosea; Mastigamoebida; Endamoebidae. The coding region runs from base 1 to 972 and encodes 323 amino acids. Gene Ontology annotation, cellular component: oligosaccharyltransferase complex; membrane. The record is from RefSeq and is a predicted model, not a curated record. The transcript has a single exon.